Molecule: messenger RNA, 3784 nt
Organism: Homo sapiens (human)
Lineage: Eukaryota; Metazoa; Chordata; Mammalia; Primates; Hominidae
Gene: MRPS5
Product: mitochondrial ribosomal protein S5
Exons: 12
Coding region: 741-1796 (351 amino acids)
Biological process (GO): translation
Cellular component (GO): mitochondrial inner membrane; mitochondrion; mitochondrial small ribosomal subunit
Molecular function (GO): RNA binding; structural constituent of ribosome
Source: RefSeq, marked reviewed
AGGCGCCCGCGGGGCUGUCCGCGGUCGCGCCGGGCUCCGCCUGCAGUGUGGCCCGUCCGGACAGUCCCUCACCCCGGCCUGCGCUGCUGCGUGGACUCGGGCCUCAGGAAUUCCGCUGCGGCCCAAGGCUUGCCGUUUGACGAGGAGCAGUCGCGGUAGGCGGUGGGCAAGGCUGCCCUGGGCGGAGGCCGAGGCGCGGCUCGGACUCCAGCAUGGCGACCGCGGUGCGCGCUGUGGGCUGCCUCCCCGUGCUGUGUAGCGGGACGGCAGGUGAGAGCUGGGACGCCGGGAGCAGGGGCUCUGAGCGGGCCGGGAGUGGGGGGCUCGCCUGGGGCCUGCAGAAGUCGGGGCGGAGGGAAGCGAGAAGCCGCGGCCCCCGGCUCUUCACGCCGUGCCCCCACCUUCCGCCGGAGCCGCUGUGUGACCUUGCGCGCGUCCUCUCCCUCUCUGGGUCGCGGAGCUCUUGUCUGUAAAAUGAGGGGGAACUGGACGUCGUUCUUCAGGGUUCUUCCCAGUUCACGAAACCGCUUGAGCGUGCUUGGCGAAGAGGAGCGGAAACUGGUCAUUUAUUGGGGAGGCAGUGUUCCCUAAACACCUUACCAGCAGCUUCCAUUUUGGCAUGGAAGAGUGUUCUCGGCAAUGGCCAUUUGUCAUCACUGGGAACCAGAGACACCCAUCCCUACGCCAGCUUGAGCCGUGCACUGCAGACACAAUGCUGUAUUUCUUCUCCCAGUCACCUGAUGAGCCAGCAGUAUAGACCAUAUAGUUUCUUCACUAAAUUGACUGCAGAUGAGCUGUGGAAAGGCGCUUUAGCAGAGACUGGUGCUGGAGCAAAAAAAGGAAGAGGCAAAAGAACUAAAAAGAAGAAAAGAAAGGAUCUGAACAGGGGUCAGAUCAUUGGUGAAGGGCGUUAUGGUUUUCUAUGGCCCGGACUGAAUGUCCCUCUUAUGAAAAAUGGAGCAGUGCAGACCAUUGCCCAAAGAAGCAAGGAAGAGCAGGAGAAGGUGGAGGCAGACAUGAUCCAGCAGAGAGAAGAGUGGGACCGAAAGAAGAAGAUGAAGGUUAAACGGGAGCGAGGAUGGAGUGGAAACUCAUGGGGAGGCAUCAGUCUUGGCCCCCCUGACCCUGGUCCCUGUGGAGAAACAUAUGAGGAUUUUGAUACCAGGAUACUUGAGGUAAGAAACGUUUUCACUAUGACUGCGAAAGAGGGAAGAAAGAAAUCGAUCCGUGUCUUGGUGGCUGUGGGGAACGGAAAAGGAGCUGCAGGUUUUUCUAUUGGGAAAGCUACUGAUCGGAUGGAUGCUUUCAGGAAAGCAAAGAACAGAGCAGUUCACCAUUUGCAUUAUAUAGAACGAUAUGAAGACCAUACAAUAUUCCAUGAUAUUUCAUUAAGAUUUAAAAGGACGCAUAUCAAGAUGAAGAAACAACCCAAAGGUUACGGCCUCCGCUGCCACAGGGCCAUCAUCACCAUCUGCCGGCUCAUUGGCAUCAAAGACAUGUAUGCCAAGGUCUCUGGGUCCAUUAAUAUGCUCAGCCUCACCCAGGGCCUCUUCCGUGGGCUCUCCAGACAGGAAACCCAUCAACAGCUGGCUGAUAAGAAGGGCCUCCAUGUUGUGGAAAUCCGGGAGGAAUGUGGCCCUCUGCCCAUUGUGGUUGCGUCCCCCCGGGGGCCCUUGAGGAAGGAUCCAGAGCCAGAAGAUGAGGUUCCAGACGUCAAACUGGACUGGGAAGAUGUGAAGACUGCACAGGGAAUGAAGCGCUCUGUGUGGUCUAAUUUGAAGAGAGCCGCCACGUAACCUCUCUGGCCUUGUGCAGCCAGUUCCUGUGCUGCCCUGCACCUAGGAGAGACUCAGCCCCUCACAGCUUGGGAUGUUACCUUGCCUUUUGUUUGUUUUGAGGGAAGUUUAAUCUUUAAACUCUUUGGAAAUAAAUAAUUAUAGCUUUCAUUUGUUGAGCACAUGUUAUAUGCCAAUGUGAUAGAACCUUUACAUACAUAUCUCAGUUCAAGACUACUUUAAAUAUUCAUCCAAAGUAACAAAAGUAAAUGAAUUAGGGAGACGGGGUUAAUAAUUUGACCCAAUCAGUAAUAAUGUACACAAUGAUAAUUGCUGUAGUAAUUAUAGCUAAUAUAUAUGAACUCAUUCAUCCAAAGUGAAUGUGAUUAACUUCAUUUUACAGAGCAGUUAAGUAACUUGACUACCGUGAGGAACUUCCAAACCGUUUUCCACAGUGGAAAUGGAAGUUGUAGGCUACUAUUGGGAAUGUUAAAUGGUAUAUUAAUUGUAUACCAUUGCAAUUUUGACUUGUAUUUCCCUGAUGGCUGAUGAUGUUGAACAUCUUUUCAUGUGCUGAUUGGCCAUUUGUAUAUGUUUUUUGGAGAAAUGUCUAUUCAGAGCCUUUGCCCAUUUAAAAAGUUAUUUUUUAUUAUUAUUGAGUUCCUUAUAGUUUCUAGAUAUAAGCCCCCCUAUCAUACAUGCUUUACAGAAGUUUUUACCCAUUCUGUGGAAUAUAUAUAUUUUUAUUUCUUUGCAUACUCUUUCUGCCCCACCCACAUCCUCUUUCUGGGACACUGAUGACCAAAAUGUUGAAUCUUUUACUAUUGUCCCGUGAGUCCCUGAGGCGCUGUUUAUUUUUUUUCCAGUCUGUUUUCUCUGUGUUGCUCAGUUUAGGUAAUUUCUAUUGUUUUAUCUUCAGAAUAACUGGUUAUUUACUCUUUCCUUUCCAUUCUGCUCUUGAACCAUCCAUGCAGUACUUUAACUUUGACUGUCAUUGUAUAUUUCAGUUAAAAUUUCCAUUUGGUUUAUUUUUUAUGUCUUCUCUUUAUUUGCUGAGGCUAUUUGCUGAGACUUUUUUUUUCUUUAAAUGGCUUCAAGAGUGUUUAUAAUUGCUCACUGAAGCAUUUUUAUGGUGGCUGCUUUAAAAUCUUUGUCAUCAGGUAGGUGUGGUGGCUCACGCCUAUAACCCCAGCACUUUGUGAAGGUGAGGCAGGAGGAUUGCUUCAGCCCAGGAGUUUGAGAUCAGCCUAGGCAACAAAGUGAGACCUCAUCUCUACAAAAAGUAAAAGUAAAUUUAAAAGUUAGACACACAUGGUGGUGUAUGCCUGUAGUCCCAGCUACAUAGGAGGCUGAAGUGGGAGGAUCAUUUGAUUGCAGGAGGUUGAGGCUGCAGUGAGCCUUGUUCAUGCCACUCCAGCCUGGGUGGCAGAGUGAGACCUUGUCUCCAAAAAAAAAAAAAAAAUUGUCAUAAAGUUUCAACAUCUGUGUCAUCUUAGUGUUGACAUCCCUUGAGGUUUUUUCUCAUUCAAGUUUACAAUGUCCUAGUUCUUGUUAUGAUGAGUGACUUUGGCUGUAUCCUGGUCAUCUUCACUGUUAUGAAGCUCUGGGAGUUAUUUAAAUCUCUCAGCAUGCUUCCUCUGACGGUGCUGGUAUGGGAUGGGGCACUGCCUCGUUACUGCCUGGUGAGGAUGGAGAUCCAGGUUUCCUCCUGUCGCUGUCCUCGGGACCUCUGCUGAGGCCUUUCUGCUGGAAGUAGGAGGAGCACCCUAAUGGCACCGUGGGAUAGGGAGCAGGCCAUGUUAGGCUGGAUGGUGAAAGUUUUCAGCCUGUGACGUUGUCUGGUGUGGGUGGGUCCCCUUUUUUUGUGUGUGGUAUUUUGCUAGAGUAAGGUAGUUAUUUCCUAAAACUUAUCUGUCCUGUUAGUUUUCCUUCUUAAGUACCUAACAAAUAUAAAGACAAUGAACUUUAAGCAAUAAAAGACAAUGAUCCUUUGGAGAGGGGAAACAAAA